CCAGGCAGUGCUCCGAAAUUGGUUUGUCAUAUGCGCAGAGAGCAAAGCCUUGGAAGCAAAAAAUAUAUCGAGUUCUUUGCCGUGGAGAUUUUCAAACAAGACACAUUUAUUUGGCAUAGCCUACUCUUUUUUUUGCGCUAAUGUGUUUUGCCUUUGAGCUUUUACUUUCGAACGUGAUGUAGUAGUUACUGCACAAGAGGACGUGUUGUGCGCCACUUCUUUUGAGGGACUGUCAUCUGGAUACACAAGGAGACCGUUCUUUCUCCAGCAAUAUCGACAGUACACGGAUCAUACAGACAUGUCCAGCUCUUCUAGCCUACUAUCGGACUUCUGAGAAAAUAUAAGCGGAGUUAUUCGAAAUUAUUAUUUGGAAUCGCCCUUCUUUUCCCCUCUGAGGAGACUGAUCUGUGCGCAAGGACGAUAUCAAUUGUGUUAAGAAAAUAAGUGUGAACAAUUGUAUUACUCACACUUUCAAUGGGAGGACUAUUUGAAGGGUAUAAUCGUUUCACCAGUGUCUUCUAAAACACGGAUGGGAUAUAUGGUUCUAGUCUCUGAGAUGUGAUGUACUGGAUUUGUAAGGAGUUUUGACGAGAGAAGAACCACUCACAGGAUAGGCUUUGAGAAGCGUAAAACCGGACCAUAACAGGACUGCAGUUCAGCGGAAGGAACCUAACAGACGGAGCGCUCGCUUUGGGCUCACCAGGGAAGGCCUGACCCCUCCAUUGGGCGGAUCGACAGCCAGGCGGAGGGGCCAUGUGGUCUGCACGCCUGCUCCUCUUCGCCAGCCUGUUUGCGCCAGCAGCUCUGGCCUUCAGUCGAGCUCCCAUCCCCAUGGCGGUGGUGAGGAGGGAGCUGUCUUGUGAGAGCUACCCCAUCGAGCUGCGCUGCCCGGGUACCGACGUCAUCAUGAUUGAGAGUGCCAACUACGGCCGCACCGAUGACAAGAUCUGUGACGCCGACCCAGCGCAAAUGGAAAAUACACGCUGCUACCUUCCCGAUGCCUACAAGAUCAUGUCCCAGAGAUGUAAUAAUCGGACCCAGUGUGCUGUAGUGGCUGGACUAGAUGUAUUUCCUGACCCUUGCCCCGGAACCUAUAAGUACCUUGAGGUCCAGUACGAAUGUGUACCCUACAAAGUGGAACAAAAAGUAUUCCUGUGCCCCGGCUUGCUGCGAGGGGUGUACCAGAGCGAACACCUCUUUGAGUCGGACCACCAAUCCGGUGCCUGGUGUAAAGACCCCCUCCAGGCCUCCGACAAGAUCUACUACAUGCCCUGGACGCCAUACCGCACGGACACACUGACCGAGUACUCCUCCAAAGAGGACUUCAUCGCCGGGCGACCCACAACCACGUACAAGCUGCCGCACCGCGUCGACGGCACGGGCUUCGUAGUGUACGAUGGCGCUCUGUUCUUCAACAAGGAGCGCACGCGCAACAUCGUCAAGUUCGACCUGCGCACACGCAUCAAGAGUGGCGAGGCCAUCAUUGGCAGCGCCAACUACCACGACACCUCGCCAUACCGCUGGGGAGGCAAGUCGGACAUCGACCUCGCCGUGGACGAGAACGGCCUGUGGGUCAUCUACGCCACGGAGCAGAAUAACGGGCGCAUCGUCAUCAGCCAACUGAACCCAUAUACUCUCCGCGUAGAAGGAACCUGGGAUACUGCCUACGACAAGCGCUCUGCAUCCAACGCCUUCAUGAUCUGCGGUAUUCUAUACGUGGUGAAGUCGGUCUACGAAGAUGACGACAACGAGGCGACAGGGAACAAGAUAGACUAUAUCUACAACACAGAGCUGAGUAAAGAUGGCUUCCUGGACAUCCCCUUCCCCAACUCAUACCAGUACAUCGCCGCCGUGGAUUACAACCCACGGGACAACCUGCUGUACGUGUGGAACAAUUACCACGUGGUCAAGUACUCACUGGACUUUGGCGCCUUGGACAGUAAACCGGGAGAGAUCCGGAUGGCCUUCGUCCUGUAUAAGCACAUCGGAGCCUACCUGUCUACAGAGAAUGCCAGCAUGAAACUGGGCAGGGAAGCCAUGGCCACCAACUACUCUGUCAUUGUCAAUUCUCCCGUCAUCACAGCAGCCAUCAACAAAGAAAGCAACAAAGUCUACCUGUCCGAACCGGUCAUAUUCACCUUGAAACACCUGCAGCAAUCCAAGGAAAGCUUUAACCCCAACUGUUCUUUCUGGAGUUAUUCCAAGAGGACCAUGACGGGGUACUGGUCGACGCAGGAUUGCCGGUUGCUAGGCACCAACCGGACUCACACCACGUGCUCUUGUACCCACCUGACCAACUUUGCCGUCCUUAUGGCGCACGUGGAGGUCAAGAAUACAGACCCAGUCCAUGACAUGCUGUUGGACGUCAUCACAUGGGUUGGCAUCCUGCUCUCUCUGGUCUGCCUGCUCAUCAGCCUGUUCACCUUUUGCUUCUUCCGGGGCCUCCAGAGCGACCGCAACACCAUCCACAAGAACCUCUGCAUCAGCCUCUUCAUAGCAGAGUCCCUCUUCCUGGUGGGGAUCAACCGAGCUGACCAACCGAUUGCCUGUGCUGUGUUCGCUGCCCUGCUCCACUUCUUCUUCCUGGCUGCCUUCACCUGGAUGUUCCUGGAGGGUGUGCAGCUCUACAUUAUGCUGGUGGAGGUGUUCGAGAGUGAGCACUCGCGCAAACGCUACUUCUACCUGGUGGGCUACGGCGUGCCCGCGCUCGUUGUGGCUGUGUCAGCCGCCGUCGACUACCGGAGCUACGGCACGGAUCGAGUGUGCUGGCUUCGAUUGGACACCUACUUCAUUUGGAGCUUCAUAGGACCGGCAACCUUGAUAAUUAUGCUCAACGUGAUAUUCCUGGGCAUCGCGCUGUACAAGAUGUUCCACCACACCGCCAUCCUCAAACCCGACUCGGGUUGCCUCGACAACAUCAACUAUCGUUAUUAUGAUGGAAUUCUUAUUGUGGAAUGGCACUGCUAUGAGGAUUACGAACCUGAGAUCAAAUCGUGGGUGAUUGGGGCCAUAGCGCUGCUCUGUCUGCUGGGCCUGACAUGGGCCUUUGGCCUGAUGUAUGUCAACGAGAGCACGGUCAUCAUGGCCUACCUCUUCACCAUCUUCAACUCCCUGCAGGGCAUGUUCAUCUUCAUCUUCCACUGUGUCCUCCAGAAGAAGGUGCGUAAAGAGUACGGAAAGUGUCUGCGUACCCACUGUUGCAGUGGCAAGAGUGUGGAGAGUUCCAUUGGCUCUGGGAAGAGCUCAGCAUCCCGCCCACCAGGGAGAUAUUCCACCGGUUCACAGAGUCGGAUCCGUCGGAUGUGGAACGACACAGUCCGGAAACAGUCAGAGUCGUCUUUCAUAACCGGCGACAUCAACAGCUCGGCGUCGUUGAACAGAGGGGCAAUGGCUAACCAUCUUAUAACUAACGCUCUCCUCCGUCCCCAUGGCACUAACAAUCCCUAUAACACAUUGCUCGGGGAAUCGGCUGUCUAUAACAACCCGUCAGUGGGCAUGUACAACAUGCAAGACCCCUACAGAGAGACAAAGGGAAUCCUGAACAAUGCCCGGGAUACAAGUGUCAUGGAUACUCUACCACUGAAUGGUAACCACGGCAACAGCUACAGCAUCGCCAGUGCCGAGUACAUCAGCGACUGUGUCCAGAUCAUCGACCGGGGCUACAACCACAAGGAGACCACGCUGGAGAAGAAGAUCCUGAAAGAGCUGACCUCCAAUUACAUCCCUUCCUACCUGAACAACCACGAGCAAAACCGCAACCUCAUGAACAAGCUGGUGAACAACGUGAGCAACGGAGGCAAGGAUGUUAGUUUGGAUGAUCAGUCUUCCUUCCCUCCGCACCUCCACGAUGAGGGUCUGGGCCUGGAGUUGAUUCGGGAGGAGUCCAACGCCCCUCUUCUGCCCCAGAGACCACCGUUGCUGCCGCCCGUGGACAACCUCCACCACAACCACCUCCACAACCAGGGCCUGCCGCAUCAGCCUCCGCUCCCCCACCACCACCACCCAGCCUUCUCCUCGGCCACCACCACCUCGUCCUCGUCCCGCCGGCGGAUCCCGCAGGAAAACAGUGAGAGCUUCUUCCCCCUGCUCACCAACGAGAACACCCAAGACGUGGAGCCCACUUUGCCCAGCUCCCAACCCCACCACCUGCACCACCACAGGGACUCUCUCUACACCAGCAUGCCCGUGCUGGCAGGCCUACCAGAUACCACAGCUAACGGCACCACCACUGCCCCCCUUGCUGAUAAAGAUACAGGAGAGGGACUACCAGCAGGGGGCAGGAGCCCCGAGGCCAGCCAGGACGAUGUCUACUACAAGAGCAUGCCCAACCUGGGCUCACGUAACCACCUGCACCAGCUCCACUCCUACUACCAGCUGGGGAGGGGCAGCAGUGACGGGUUCAUCGUGCCCCCCAACAAGGAGGAUCUGCCCCCCGAAGAGGCCCCCCAGGAGCCCUCGCACCUGGUCACCAGCCUAUAGGCCCACAGACCCAAACCCCCCUGACCCAUUUGCCCCAAUUCCUUAUUGCCGUGGUUCCCGCUUUUUUCUGCCUCCCCUUCGCCCUACGCGUUCCCUUGUUUUUUUUUGUUUUUUUACUCCAUGUCCCAAAUUUGAAAAGCGAAACUGAUGCCUGUCUCAAUACUGACAGCAAACAGAAUAUUGAAACUGUUAUGUUUUGUGGAUAAUACGACUUGACUCGGUUCGAUGUUGGAGAAAUCUAUUGAUGUGCAUUUCACUUUUUUUGCGAGAUGCCGAACCUUGUAUGGAUUGAUGUGUUUUCUCUCAGUGGGAGGGGAGAUGAACACAUGGGACAGCUGGAUCUCGAGCUCUGAAAUGUAUUUUGACAGUCCAAAGGAACUACAAACGGACUCAAAAUACAUUCUGCUACUAGUUGAUGUGUAGAGUUCAAAUCGGAACAAAUCAAGAAUAAGACUAUUUUAUUAUACUUCUGUAUCCAUACUGGCUUUUUAAGGGGGGUUCUUCCUCUAUGGUGAUUUUGCAGUACAUUUUGUGCUGACGUGUUCCUGCAAGUUCGACGUGAACAGAUUUUGAACAAUGAAGGAAUUUAAAUCACUGCUUUACAGCAUUUUUUUGUUUUUCUUUUUUUUUCUUCCUUUUGCCGUAACAAUAAUAACCGUUGAAGAAGCUGGAGGGAAAAAAACUAAUAACAGAGAAUUCUGAGGUAUUUCUAUGUAAAUGUACAGAUACUAGCAUUGCACAUAAUAGUAUAAUUUUUUUGUUCCACUCAAACCUUUGUCUCUGUAAAUGUAGUUGGUUCGGAGCAUUUCCUUUUUGUUGUGCUGGUCUUGAGCAUUAUUUUGCCUCAUUUAUUUCCAAGAAACAAUAAACAAAGCAACAAAACUAAAUAACACCAACAAAAAAAGAAUCACAAAACACUUAUUAGCGUACAUAGCGGUGUAACCACCAAUGUUUUCCAAACCAUUUUAUUUUACAGUUUGGUUAUUUCUUCACUGUGUGGAUAGAAAGAGAAUUCUGGGUCACCCAGCAUAGAAGGGGACGAAAUCACAAGUGUCAGAAAAGUUAGCCAAGAGUUGGCCUGCAGAGAGCGAGCUAUUUUCUUUCCUCAUCAGUGAAGAGACAGGUGCUUCUCGGAGAGAAAGUGAACAAAUUGAAAUAUCAAUAAGUAACUGGGCACGACAAAAGUUUUAGAGUGAGGAAAAACAACUGGAAAUAUAUUUAUUUAUUUGUUCAAAUGACAAAGUACAGUGAUAGAUGGAGGUAAAGAAUUCAGCAGCACAGAGUAGUUUUUAUUAUGAGUAUGAUUAUGGCUUUUUAUUUAUUCAUUUUUGUAUGGGUUUCCAAGUUGAAUGACCUCAUAACUAAUAUUUGUUGUAACAGUGAAACUUGUUUGCCAACAAAUAAAUGACUGAUUAAGAUUUACCACAUA
This is a messenger RNA of Oncorhynchus gorbuscha (pink salmon), 5908 nucleotides long. Its product is annotated as adhesion G protein-coupled receptor L3-like. The transcript has 22 exons. Gene Ontology annotation, cellular component: membrane. Gene Ontology annotation, biological process: cell surface receptor signaling pathway; G protein-coupled receptor signaling pathway. The coding region runs from base 754 to 4479 and encodes 1241 amino acids. Gene Ontology annotation, molecular function: carbohydrate binding; G protein-coupled receptor activity. Lineage: Eukaryota; Metazoa; Chordata; Actinopteri; Salmoniformes; Salmonidae. The record is from RefSeq and is a predicted model, not a curated record.